Molecule: messenger RNA, 1288 nt
Organism: Phalaenopsis equestris
Lineage: Eukaryota; Viridiplantae; Streptophyta; Magnoliopsida; Asparagales; Orchidaceae
Product: pantoate--beta-alanine ligase
Exons: 4
Coding region: 143-1075 (310 amino acids)
Biological process (GO): pantothenate biosynthetic process
Molecular function (GO): pantoate-beta-alanine ligase activity
Source: RefSeq, a predicted model, not a curated record
UUCCGCACCACAUUUGGCGGGUCGCUGCACGUAAGUGAGUUCAAAACCGCGUGCCAAUAUCCAUUGCCCUUUUCCGUCGCCCACUCCCGCCGCCAUUCUGCCGUUUAUUCAUUACAGCACCACUCUGCUCCUCCAAACGCAGAUGGAGAUUUCGGAGCCGGAAGUAAUACGGGACAAAUCGCUGAUGCGAUCCUGGUCACGCUCCCGCCGCUCCAAUGGCCAAACCCUAGCUCUCGUCCCCACUAUGGGGUUCCUUCACGAAGGACACCUUUCUCUUAUCCGCACCGCCAAAUCCCUGGCUGAUCUCACCGUCGUCUCUAUCUACAUAAACCCCGGUCAGUUCGCCCCAUCCGAGGAUCUCUCCACCUACCCGUCCGAUCUUGCUGGCGAUCUCCGGAAGCUUUCCGACGCCGGUGUCAGUGCCGUCUUUUGCCCUUCUGAACUGUACAUUUCGGCUCCAGGUAAUGACUUUGGCGGGCAUCUGGGAGCUGUUAAUGGCGAGAGGGUCGGGGCUUCUUGUCUCGAGGAUGGGGGCAGUGGGCACGAGACUUGGAUUACGGUGGAGAGGCUGGAGAAAGGGAUGUGCGGGACAAGCCGACCGGUGUUUUUUAGAGGGGUUGCGACGGUGGUGGCGAAAUUGUUCAAUAUAGUGGAGCCGGAUGUGGCGGUCUUUGGGAAGAAGGAUUAUCAACAGUGGCAAAUUAUUUGUCGGAUGGUUCGCGAUCUUGAUUUUGCUAUUAAAGUUAUUGGUUCGGAUAUUGUACGAGAGGCUGAUGGCCUCGCCAUGAGUUCCCGAAAUGUGCAUUUAUCACCUGAACAGAGAGAGAAGGCUUUGUCUAUCAGUAGGUCUCUAUCUAAAGCGAAACUUGCUGCAGAGAAAGGACUGAAAAAUUGUCAGCACCUAAAAGAUUUAGUCAGGCAAACAAUAUCUGAAGCUGAUGGGAAAAUUGAUUAUGUUGAGAUUGUGGAGCAGCAGGGCCUAAAGCCUGUUGAAGAGAUCUCAUGCCCCGUUGUACUAUGCGUUGCUGCCUGGUUCGGAAAUGUUAGAUUGAUCGACAACUUGGAAAUCGAUUAAUCAAUUUAUGAUUUUCCAAUUUUGUCAGCCUCAAAUGAAACAUUUGUUUUUCACAGCAAAAUAAUAUGAAUUGCACAAGUCAUCACUGCUGUUCCUUAAAUUAUCUCCUUCAAAUUAGGGCUGUGAAUUUAGCUCGAAGAUCUUUAAUCGCUCAAAAAUCUAUUUGAAGUGUAGCUCGGAUUGAGAUCUGAUUGAAAUUAACGAGCUAAGCUA